UGAAUAGGAAAGUGAGUAUGGGAUCUCGUAGUUGCCUCUGAGGUGAGAACAGAACUGGCUGCUGCCAUGCUGGGAGAGGACACGCAAGCCCUGGUGCGCCGCUUCUAUGCCUUGCAGAGCGAACGGGUGGAAGCCUAUCGCCUUUUUGAAGAGGGUCACCAGGCCUACCUCCGGAGUGGUCCGGAUUACGACUUCCCACAGUACCGGCAGCUGGUCCAUGAGAUCACAGCAGCCUUCACCGGGAUCUCCCAGGAGAUCCUGGGAAUCAAGGCCCAACUGGAGGGGCCUCAUGGGCGGAGGGACCUGGCCCGGCAUCUGACCCGCAUCCAGGAGCAAGAGAGUGAGAAGCUGCAACUGACAGCGCAGCUCCAACUGGCCAAGCAGAACGCUCAGGACCACCCUGAAGUGGAGACCCACACUCAAGAGGUCCGGGGGCUGAAACACAAGCUAAUUCAAACCAUCGAGGCAAUCAGCGAAACGCUCCAGGACUUCAAGUACGAUUCGGAAGAGAGCGGCUGACGGGACGCGGGUUGAAGACGGGGACGGCCUUCCAGGUGCCACCUAUAACUGGUCUAGACUGGAACUAAACUGGGAGGGGUUCAUGUCAUCAUCAUUCCCCUUUCCUUGGCUGAACGAUUCCCUCUGUUUUUCCAUCAAUAAAAAAGUAAAAAACUUG
Molecule: messenger RNA, 676 nt
Organism: Anolis sagrei ordinatus
Lineage: Eukaryota; Metazoa; Chordata; Lepidosauria; Squamata; Anolidae
Gene: REX1BD
Product: required for excision 1-B domain containing
Source: RefSeq, a predicted model, not a curated record